This is a messenger RNA of Corythoichthys intestinalis (scribbled pipefish), 2743 nucleotides long. RefSeq names its product protein regulator of cytokinesis 1-like. Bases 276 to 2108 code for a protein of 610 amino acids. Gene Ontology annotation, biological process: microtubule cytoskeleton organization; mitotic spindle midzone assembly. Gene Ontology annotation, cellular component: cytoplasm; mitotic spindle midzone; spindle. The record is from RefSeq and is a predicted model, not a curated record. The transcript has 14 exons. Lineage: Eukaryota; Metazoa; Chordata; Actinopteri; Syngnathiformes; Syngnathidae. Gene Ontology annotation, molecular function: microtubule binding.
UGAGUGUUAGGUGAGCGGUGCAAUGGUUAAAGUGCGAGCCAAAGUCACCGCCCCGGCGGCAGACACUGGAACUAUUAACACGCGCUUCUUCGCUGAACGAGCCAAUCGGCGAGCAGAAUUGUACAUGUUGCGUGUUUUGAACGACGGAGACAAACGGACAACUGAACAUGAACAGAGUUAACUGAGCACUAGCCGUGACGACCUGUAGUUUCAAGUUUGGAUUCUUUUUCUAUUAUUUUUUACUUCGAACUGUGACAGUCGCAAAAGCGUUAACGAUGAGGAGAAGUGAAGUACUCGCAGCUGAGUCUGUGUCAUGCCUCAACAAAGCUCUUUGCCACCUAAAGGACAUUUGGGAGGAGAUCGGAAUACCAGAGGAUCAGAGACUACAAAGAACUAAUGUUGUGAAGAACCACAUAAAGGGCUUACUAGAUAUGAUGAUCAAAGAAGAGGAAUCCCUGAGGAAUAGAGUUAUGAGCAGUAUUCAGGACAGCAAAAAUAAGCUGGAGAAGCUCUGUCUUGACCUUCAGAUUCCUAUUCAUCAGGACGAGGUAGGUCUUACCAUGCUCCAGCAAGAGAAUAGCCUCCGCACACAAGUUGAGGGUCUCUUAACUGAGAAGACAAGUCGCAUGCAGCAGCUGAAGGCUCUGCGGGAGCAGGACCAGGAGCUGUGUGACAUCCUAUGCUCCAUUCCAUUCUGCAUCUCCCCAGAUUCUGUUCCCUCAAAAGACCAACUGAAUAGCUUUGAGCAACAUAUAGCUAACCAGAAUGCUGAGAAGGCAAACCGCUAUGCUGAAUUCAUGGGCCUGAAAAAGCAGAUCAUCUUGUGCAUGAACGACCUGGAUCACUUUCCAGAGACCAGCUUUGAGAAGGACGUUGUCUGUGAGCAAGAAGACCUUUUCUGCCUCUCUUCAGAGAAUAUUACUUCACUCAAACUGCUUCUUUGUAAGCUAGAGCAAGACAAGGCAGAGAACGAGGCAGCGUGUGAGGCCCUUCGAGAGAAGAUCCAGCAGCUGUGGGACAGACUGCAGGUUCCGCAGGAAGAAAGAGAGGUCUUCAAUGAACACAUGGUCAUGUCGAAGAAGAGUAACCUUAAGGCGUUGCAAGCAGGGAUCGAUCAUCUGGAGGAACUAAAACUGAAGAAUAUGUGCCAUGUCACAGAUGCCAUCCGCUCUGAGAUUGCUGUGUUUUGGGAAAAGUGCUUCUUCAGCACUGAGCAGCGGCAGGCGUUUUCCCCAUAUUUUAGUCAGGAUUUCACAGAGGAGCUACUAAGUUUGCAUGAUGCAGAGAUUCAGCGUUUGAAGCAGCAUUAUGAGAAUCACAAAGAGCUUUUUGAUGGGGUUCAACAGUGGGAACAAAACUGGAGACUCUUCCUUGAGUUAGACAAAAAAGCAACAGAUCCAUCAAGGUUUGCAAAUAGAGGAGGAAAUCUUCUCAAAGAGGAGAAGCAACGGGCUGAACUGCACAAAAACCUGCCAAAGCUGGAAAAGAAACUAAAAGGUCAGAUUGAUGCAUGGGAAAGUGAGCAAGGAAGUGAGUUUAUGGUUAAUGGCCAGAAGUUUCUUCAGUAUGUGGCAGAACAGUGGCAAGCGUAUCAAUCCGAGAAAGACCGAGAAAAACUACAAAGGCAUCUGAAGAAGAGCAAGCAGACUGAAGAGGACAUGCUAUACGGAACAGCACAAACUCCCAAGCGCAGAUUGCUGGGAAGCAAUACCCCAAAUAAAUCAAAAUGGAUGAAUGCCUCCUCAAGUGUUUCUAUGGCCACAUCUAACAGCACAAUCCGGUCUGCCUACAGUGGGAUUAUCUGUCGUUCUCCGGUGCCACGCUCACCAAUGCGACGGCCACCUCUUUCUGCAAAGAAGGGUUCAGCACAAAAGAUUGGUGGAGGUAAGCCGCCUCAUCCAAAAGUGAACACCUGUAACAAAGAGAAUGAGACCCGGUUGAAAGGAACCCCUCUGAGUGGUGCGUUGCUGACACCCGCUAGUCCGCAGUGUAACAUCAGCCUUAACUCUGUCGCCAGCACAUAUUCAGAGUUUGUGCGAGAUUUGUCCAUGGGCUCCAAACCCAAGAUCCACCCGCACAUCCUGAACUCCACCAUCACUAAACAUUGACCUGUCACCUUUGAACAUGACUGCCUCUCCUUCAUAUAUAUUUAUAUUAUUUUACUUUAUAAAAUCCGCAAGUGUUCAGGUUAUUAGCUCAACUUUGAAAUUGUUGUAAUAUGUCUUUAUGCACGUCUCACCAAUAGAUGGCACCGUAUCUUACCACACUAACUGCAAUUAAAGUUAAAUGAAGGUAAAGUCUGUAGUGAAUGAGGAGCCUUUCUGCUUCCUGCAGUGUUACUCAAAUGUUUUGAUCUAGUCUGUCACUGUCCACAGGCAAAACAUAAGAAUUGAAGUUAUCCUUUCAUUCACUUGGCUUUUAAAUGUUGUUGUUAUGAUUUCUAUUUUUCACGAGCAAAAGUUAACUUUCUGAGGUAAUGCAAUCUAAGGGUUCCAGUUCGAAUGUAAUAUUUGCACUUUUUGUAAAAUAUAUUACAGUUCUUUGUGUAGUUUUACACACUGUAUUUUUCUCACCAGCUAUCUGAAAUGUUUGUGAACAGAUAUUUGAGUUUCCCCAAUUAAAAUGUUUAUUUGGGGGAAGAAGUUUAUUUGUUUUUCUUGGAACUGCCCUUUUUGAUAAUUGAAUUGGCCACUGUUAUGUUAAUAUGUCCAAAUUGUUACUUUACUGUGUACAAUAAAGGAAA